This is a messenger RNA of Panicum virgatum (switchgrass), 684 nucleotides long. Its product is annotated as serine carboxypeptidase-like 34. Gene Ontology annotation, biological process: fatty acid biosynthetic process; proteolysis. The record is from RefSeq and is a predicted model, not a curated record. Gene Ontology annotation, molecular function: serine-type carboxypeptidase activity; acyltransferase activity, transferring groups other than amino-acyl groups. The transcript has 6 exons. Lineage: Eukaryota; Viridiplantae; Streptophyta; Magnoliopsida; Poales; Poaceae. Gene Ontology annotation, cellular component: vacuole; membrane. Bases 1 to 684 code for a protein of 227 amino acids.
AUGGCGCUCGGCGUCAGCCUCAGCAAGGCGCUCCCCAAGGCCGCCAUGCGCGCCUUCACGGAGAACCUCCAGCGCCUGGUGCCGCGCAUCCUCCCCGCCCGCGAGCUCGCCCGCUUCGCGUGUCGCCUCCUCGUCCGCAAGCUCCUCCGGCGCAAGGCGGCGGCGGCCAACAAGGGGAGGUCGCAGGAGCUUGGACCAUUCCUGGUGAAGAAAGAUGUUCCUGAGCUUGAGUUAAACCCUUCAGCUGCAAAUAUCCUGUUCCUGGACUCCCCAGCGGGCGUUGGAUUUUCGUACACGAACACGCCCCUUGAUAAAGAUCCACCGGGAGACAAUUCCACAGCACACGGAUCAUACAGUUUCCUCGUCAGGUGGUUCGAGAGAUUCCCCCAGCACAAAGCGAAGGAGUUCUACAUAGCCGGAGACAGCUACGCAGCUCUCAAACCAUUCCCCAGCUCUCAAACGUCAUCCUGGAGGAGAACAAGAAGGCCUCCAAGGAAAAUAGAGGACUGGUCGCCGUGGUUCCAUCACAAGCAGGUUGGCGGCUGGAGCGUGGUGUACGACGGCCUGACCUUUGUCACCGUGAGAGGGGCCGGCCACCUGGUCCCGUCCACGAAGCCUGCGCAAGCGCUUGAGCUCUUCAGGCACUUCUUGGCCAACACCAACCUGCCCUCCAAGCCGUUCUAG